Fusarium odoratissimum NRRL 54006 is the source of this 681-nucleotide messenger RNA. RefSeq lists its product as uncharacterized. The record is from RefSeq and is a predicted model, not a curated record. The coding region runs from base 1 to 681 and encodes 226 amino acids. The transcript has a single exon. Lineage: Eukaryota; Fungi; Ascomycota; Sordariomycetes; Hypocreales; Nectriaceae.
AUGUUUGGUCCGAAAGUUAUGCCCGACGCUCAAAAAGAGCUUGAUCACUUCUUCGACAUCCUCUGGUAUCGCGAUCAGUUCCUCCAUCCCGAUGCGGUCGCCGGCCCUCGUCUGGAUGAUAAACAAGAUGGCCGUGGCAGUACCGGAAAGUUGUUCAGCAAGACACUCAAUUCACCGUCGACCAUCUAUCAUCGCAUCGUCCUAUAUCACGACCCUUUAUUCGCGACGUCUUUGAACCCGAAAUUGAAAAAGCGAUGGCUACCUGUUGAGACCUGCAGCGUGUUCUACGCCUUGGGCGAUGGCGUCUGCGGAUUUGGGGACAUUUGCCACGGCGGUGUUCAAGCAACAUUUCUAGACGAUGUCAUGGGCAUUUUCGGCAUCCUCAACGCCCGGCUGCAACAUAGAGUGGCAUCUACAGAGGUCCCUGGAAAGUGUUCACCUGAGGCAAACCAUGGGAUGUUCAACUUGGUGACAAAUAUGGUCGCUACACAAGGAAUCGAAAUCCAAUAUCUCCGGCCGCUACGAGUUCUCAAGGUUAUCCAGAUCACUGCAAGCAUGGUGGAAAUAUCACAUGACGAAAGUUCAUUCCACAUUCAUGCAUUUAUCAAAGAUGGGAAUGGAAAGGAAUAUGCAAAAGCAAAGGCGCGUUGGGCAGUGUUUCGCUUGAAGGGAAAACUGUAG